Molecule: messenger RNA, 4692 nt
Organism: Leptopilina heterotoma
Lineage: Eukaryota; Metazoa; Arthropoda; Insecta; Hymenoptera; Figitidae
Exons: 2
Coding region: 137-4564 (1475 amino acids)
Source: RefSeq, a predicted model, not a curated record
UCAUUUUCAAGAAAUUUAACAGAAUUUUGUAGUGUAUGGAAAAAAUACAAGAAUAAAAUAUCAGGUGUAUCGACUAGACGUGAAAAGGUUUACUAUUCUAACAAAAAAUAAUUAAUUACUUUAUAACCUCAAAAUCAUGAACAGCACAACAAUUUCCUUUCAACAGUCGACAAAUUUUCAAUUUCUUUCUGUUUGUCACUACAUUAUAAAUUUUGGUAUAUUUUUCUAUAAUAAGAAAUUAAUUACCGAGGAUAAACGAAAUCAUUCGGCUUGUGUAUUAAAUACACUGUUUGAAUAUAUCGAUACUUUUGAAGAUCAGAAUGACAGUAAACUUAAACUUCUCCAAAGAGUGCUAAAAGGAACUGAUCUCUAUGGUGGUGGUAAAAAUGAAACACUUGACAUGAAAUACGUAGACGACACAUAUCACUACAUCAUUAGCACUGCUCUAUUUUCUCAAUAUGGAAACAUUGACGGUUAUUUGGCUGAAAUAAUAAGUCAAACAGACAACAUAACCUAUUCGGCACUUAAGGAAAUGGUGUUUCAAAAACUUUCGAAAUAUUACAUAAGUCGUGAUUUUUGUUCGUCAAGAUACGAAAGUUAUGAACUCACGAAUUUGACAAUUAAUAAAGUUUUCAAUGAAUACGUUUGGUCAAUGUUUCCGGAACCGGAACAAAACAUUGAAAUAAUGGAUGUUGAUUAUAUUUACGCAAUGACUGGUUUAAAAAUUGCUCGUUCUAUUCAACUUGAUAUUUCGAAUAUAACCUUUGAAAGUUACAUUCUUUUAUCCCAAGGAAUUGAAUUACAAAAAUUUGACAAUGACACAUAUGAAUUACUAUUGGAAUUAUUUGCAACACCGGCUUUAUUUUAUUAUGCCUUUAAAGAAAAGGAAAAAUUUCGCAGUGAAAGGACAAUAAAUUUAAUAAAAAGCGAUAAAUUUUGGACAGAGGCGUAUGAUAAAUUUUUCCAUCACAUUAAAUUUUCGUUGAAUAAAAGUUUAAUGAACGUAAUUAAAAAAAGCCUUUAUAAUAAACUUGAAAGAGAAUUGAAACAAUUAAAAAGUCGAACAUUUUUGUCCUGUGAAAUUCUAAAAGAAUUAUGUAAUUAUUCAAAUGGAAAAGAAAAUUUAUCAUUUUAUUCUUAUUUGUAUAAAACUGCUGAAUGGUUGUUGAAAAUUGUUCUUCCUGAAAGAUGUAAGAAAAUCGAACUUCCAGAUUUAGAUAAUAUUUUCAAUGAUCAAUUUAUUCAUGUUCAGGAGACAUACAAUGAAAUUGAGAAAAAGGCGCUUGAAAAAAUUCUAACAGACGGGAAGAUAAUCGACGAUAUGAAUUUAAAUACAACUGUAUACUUUGCUAUGGUUGAUCACAUGCCUAUGCGUUGUUCGUUAUGUCCACGAUGGCCAAACAAAGUAAACAGUGACAUUUUUCUCUUAUUCGCAAUAAUUGGAAAUAAGAGAAAUGAUUAUUAUGCCCUUAGACAGGAAAAUAAUUCUUUGAGUUUACUUACAUACUACGGUAACGAAAUAGACUUUGGUUUAACAGUUGGCAAUGAUUCAUCAAUAAGAUUAGAUACUCGAUUAUUUGUCAAACCUAUAAAAAAGCAUGAUGAAGAUCACAAAGUGUUUAUUCAAAAGAUAGCGGAUAUUAAGACCAAACAGUUUGUACAGGGCCUAAAGGAAUAUUACAGAGAUCCAACAGACGCAGAGUUAGUGAUAGAUUUUUUGAAAUCAUUGGUACCAUUUUAUACCUGUAUUCAAAAUGUACAAUCCGGAAACCAAGGAUUAUCUGCAUUCAGUUGUUCCCUUGAUGUCCUGAGUCUUAUUCCAAUAGCUGGAGUUGCAGCAAAAUAUUCGUCUAUUAUGUGGAGAAGUUUAAUUAAUGAAAUCGCACAGGAAUCCUUAUUGACUCUCUCAAAACCACUUCUUAACAGAUUAACUUUAACUGAUGCAUUAUUUCACAUUUUUAAAUCAACCUCUCACACUGUUUCACAACAAAUUCUCACUAUGGGUCUCCUUCAUGAUUCCUCUAUCGCCAUUCUACGAACAUUGGAUCCUGGCUUUGAACUAUCAUACCAUUUAUUUAGAUUCUCCCAUCAAAUGCUUCGAAAAAUGAUUCAGACCAUGUCGACAAAAUUAAAAAACAUUCCAAUGAUUCAAAAUCUUUUAAACAACAUUAAAUCAACAUUGAAAAUAAUUAAUCGGAAUGGAAAUUUAGUACCCGAUCAUACAGGACUGGUACCAAAUGUCAUAAGGGAGGAAAGUAAUUAUAAACUCGUCAGAUAUUUCUAUCCUGGAGGUUUAAACUAUUUUGGACCAACUUGUAUAUCGUCGUUUGGAAAAACUGCCGAAUUGAGAACUGUUAAAGAUGAAAUAUUUCAAGUUCCCGUUGUGCCAUUCAAAGCCACCGGUAAUUCAAUAUUAUAUCAAGAGUACAAUCCAAAGCUGGGUAAAAUUUCUGAUGAAAAACUUAAAAUGGGAGGUGACAAUAUACUCCGACGGAUCGGUUUUUUUAUCGAUCAAAUAGCAAGUGAAGGUGGAGAUCUAAGGGUACUUCAAAAUUAUCACAUGAAUUUUAAUACAGUGCAUUGGCGAAAGAAAUUGUUGCGCACUGUAGAAAAUGACGCUAAUUCACCGAAUAAGGUAGAUGCUUUGUUUGAAGGUGCCAAGGGUAACGGUGACGAAGUUCCAAGCGGAAGUUCCAGAUUUGAAACUGAUCAGGUAAUGCAACCAAGUUCGUCGCAAUCAAUCACACCCACUGGGUCAGUUCAUUCUAAUCCCAAAUUGGAUAUUACCCCAGAACAUCUACCAGAAUUAGUAAAUCCUAAUAUUGAAAAAUCAAUUCUCAAUCUUGCGGAUAAAUAUAAGAGUACUGCACCUGAUAAAGGUAAACGAUUAGCUACAGAUAGGAAACCUGAUUUAAAUGUUCUGGAGAAAAAACCAAAGUUAGAAGUGAGCGACACAAAUUUAGAUAUUAGGCCCGGAACCUCAAAGGAUAUCACAGCGAAUAUGGAUUCCGAAUGGUUUGUAGCGAUUGCAAGAGGUGUAAUUAGAAGAUUCCAUAGCGAGUAUCUAGCAGCUCUUUCGAACUUUAAGGAAAAGGGAUUGUCCACUAUUAAGAAAGAUAGAGAAUCUAUAAAAUUCUUACGUCUAUUAUUAGCAAAUUUAGCGUUCCUGGAAAUGAACACAAUUAAUUCAGGUGUUUUGAAACCAUCCAGUCUUUGGUACACUCAAAUUAUAAAUCGUCCAAAAGUAAUUCAGUACUUAAAGAACCUAAAAGGUGGUACGUUCUUUUUCAAUGACAUUACACUCCUAACGGAUAUACCUCCCGCAGCAUCUGUCGGCGAAACAUCUGCCUUACUUUCUUCAAAUGUAGAAGUUCGUUAUCAUCUAACAAUCAAUUCUGAAUACGGUUUUGUGGAUCUAUCUAAAUUUCAUCAACAAUUUACCGGCGAUUAUGUAGUAUUCAACGAUGUACAAUUUAAAGUAACGGAUACAUUUUUCAAUGACAAAAACAAUAUUCUAGUAAUAAAAUUAAAGAGCCAGGAACUCCCCAAAGAAAAUUGGUUCGCCAACAGAAAUCUUGAAGUACAGUCUCUAAUUAAAAGGGAAAAGAUCUUAUCAACCAGAAUGGAGAGCAUUCACAAUGCAGCAAAUUUUAUGGUUGAUAAUGUUCCUUGUUGCACCUACAAAAUAGCUACGGAAAUGUUAAUGAAGUACAUCCUGAAACUAAAACCAAGUCAAAGUGUUGUUCCAACCUAUGAAAAAUUUGCCACCGAUUACUACAAUAAUAUGAAAAUACUCCCAUCCUACAAGUCAUGGACAUUUCCAGAUUGGAAAUACAUAAACGAUCUGUUAUUUGAAGACCAAUUGGAUGAUAUUCAAAAUGUAGUUGAAGCAUCAUAUAGAAUUGAAAUAGUUUACGAUCUUCUUUAUAAGCAAAAUAUUGAAGAUGUUUAUGCUAAAUAUAGUCAGAAAUUAAUGACACUAAAACGACUUAUUCGUUUUGAGGAUUUUUACGUUCUAUAUUCGAAAUCAAUAAAAAAUUUUGAAAUGAAUUAUGACAAUCUUAAUCGUUAUGCAGUUUCAAUUUAUAGUACAAUUCUUCGUCAAGCUCAUGAGGAAUGGAUUAAGACACCAAUUACAAUUUAUUCUGGUAAAAUUGUACCGGAGACGGCAUUUAAAAAGUUUUCAUUAUACAAGAAAUUGGAUCAUAUUAAAUUCAUAAAUUUUAAACAACAUUCGACUAUUCGUGAUGAGGAAUUUGAAAAUAUUAUCUUUGGUUCUAGUACCUCGUCACAGAAAGGUUUAUUUUUUGAAAUCGAAAUAAAAAACCAAGCGGGUUUAUUGGACUUGAGUUAUCUUUCUGAUAAUCUAGAAAAUAUUCAUAUUGUUACUCCUGAAAUGGUAUUUAUUGUUGAUGAGGUAGAAAGUAGAAUAAUUAGCGGACAGGAGAUAUUAUUUGUUAAAAUGCAUGAUUUUGAAGUACCAACUGAAAAGAGAAUGAUUGAUGUUGCUGAAAGGCUUGAUGAAUUGUAUUCAACUGGAACUGAUUUUUACUAUCCGGAGUAGAGAUCAUUUAUAAAUUUAUAUUCUUUUAUUAUAAUUUUAUUAUUACGGUUGUGUAUUGUAAUCAAUUGUAUGGGAAUCUUUUUUUCUUAUUAGACAAAAUAGAAAAGAAUCAAUAAAACUGAAUCUAA